UUUUCAAGUCCAAAGGUUUAUUUCAAUUUUUUUAAGCAACAAGUACAUACCUUAACCAGCAAGAUGAUAAGACAAGGAAUAAGAAGAUUGAAGCAAGUCGCGCCCAGCGUUAGGGCUAUGUCCAGUCAAGCAAACCUAACAAGCUUGAAUGCUGACAAUGAAGGUAUUGCAGUCCUAACGUUACAAAGACCACCUGUGAAUAGUCUUAACUUGGACUUGCUGCAAGAAAUAAGCAAAUCUCUGGAUGAAGUUAGCAAGAAUAAAUUCAGAGCCCUGAUUCUGACUUCUGCAUCACCAACAGUAUUUUCAGCCGGUCUUGAUAUUAUGGAGAUGUACAAACCUGAUAUGAAAAGAGCAGAACUUUUCUGGACAACAUUGCAAGAAGUUUGGCUAAAACUCUUCGAAGCCAGCUACAUAACCGCUGCUGCGAUUAAUGGCCACGCACCAGCUGGUGGCUGUUUACUAGCCACAUCAUGCGAAUACCGCGCUAUGGUGAGCGGCAAAUACACGAUAGGGCUCAACGAAACGGCCCUCGGUAUUGUGGCCCCAGUGUGGUUCAUGGGCAGUCUAUGCAAUACAGUGCCUAGUAGAGAGGCGGAAUUGGCACUCACUACGGGAAAACUGUUCACUGUUGAUGAGGCUUUGAAGGUGAGUCUUAUCGACGAUGUUGCGACUGACAAAGAGGAUGCGAUAAAUAAAUGCAAAGAAUUUAUAAAGAAGUUCAACAGGAUUCCGCCAUUAGCAAGAGCGGUCACUAAACAAAAGUACAGAGCCAGUACAACCCAAUGGUUAAAAGACAAUAGGAAAGCUGAUGUCGCAGAGUUCUUAGGUUUCCUAAGUAACCCUAAAAUACAACAAUCGUUGGAAAUGUACAUCCAGUCUUUGAAACAGAAAGCAAAAUAAAUAUAACUUUUUAUACCAUAUAUAUAUAUACCUUGUAGUAUAAUGACCAUUUUACCUGUGAAAUGUAAAAAACGCAUCCACGUGAAUGUCAAUUAUUAUACAAUUUUAGAUAUAGGUAUACUUACACGAUUG
Messenger RNA from Colias croceus (clouded yellow), 1035 nucleotides. Its product is annotated as enoyl-CoA delta isomerase 1, mitochondrial-like. Gene Ontology annotation, molecular function: enoyl-CoA hydratase activity. The record is from RefSeq and is a predicted model, not a curated record. Gene Ontology annotation, cellular component: mitochondrion. Lineage: Eukaryota; Metazoa; Arthropoda; Insecta; Lepidoptera; Pieridae. The transcript has 5 exons. The coding region runs from base 64 to 903 and encodes 279 amino acids. Gene Ontology annotation, biological process: fatty acid beta-oxidation.